Molecule: messenger RNA, 2753 nt
Organism: Capsicum annuum
Lineage: Eukaryota; Viridiplantae; Streptophyta; Magnoliopsida; Solanales; Solanaceae
Product: calcium homeostasis endoplasmic reticulum protein
Exons: 5
Coding region: 445-2472 (675 amino acids)
Biological process (GO): RNA processing; intracellular calcium ion homeostasis
Cellular component (GO): perinuclear region of cytoplasm
Molecular function (GO): RNA binding
Source: RefSeq, a predicted model, not a curated record
ACUUGUCACUUUUUUUAAUUGGAAACUUGGAAGGCCUUCUGGCUCAUUUUUCUCAAUAAAGAGGGAAAACGAAAAGUUCAUGAAUAAUUGAUAUUUCUCUCUUUGGUUAAAAGUAAAAAUACUCUCUCUCAGCGAAGUGACGAACGGCGGCAGAAUGAACGGCAAAAUAAGCGACGAACGGCAACCAGCGGCGAAUGGCAACCAACACUUUGUUGGCGGAAGUGGUGUAAGAUAAGCUAGAUCCGAGAAGAAUCCUGCGUGAAGAUGAAAACAAGUACUUGAAGUUGUGUGUGGUAAACCUCGACCAUAUAUGCUGGAAAUUUUGUAGUUUCCGAAGCUGUGAAGUUUUCCUCAUCAAGUGUGUGAUCAUCGUACCAAGGAUUUUUGAAUAAGACUUCUGUAACAGCUCUAAUAUCCAUGUCCUGCUAAUUCUUGUUACUGCUGAUGGAUCGACAAGCUCCUGAUUAUGCAGCUGCUAUGGCAUUUGCUCAACAACAGCACCAAACAGCUAACACUCAACAACAACAACAGUUUGGUUUCCAUCCCCAACAUCAACAAUUUCCUCCUUCAAUUCAUGGUCCUCCAUUUCUAGCCCCACAUUCUUCUCUUCAACAGUUCCCUUAUCCUCGCCCUAUGCAACAACCACAACUCCAUUCUCAUGCACCCCCUCCACAUCUUCUUCACCUUCAGCAUCAACAGCAACCACCUCCUGCUUUUCUACCACACAUGCCUCCUCACGUUGCUCCAUCACCUUUCUUCAAUCCGUAUGAUACUCCCCCACCUCCUUCUCCUCCACCAUCUGAUCCUGAACUCCAAAAGCGUAUUGAUAAAUUAAUUGAAUAUGCUGUCAAGAAUGGUCCUGAUUUUGAAGCCAUGAUCCGUGAAAAGCAGCAAGACAAUCCUGCUUACAGUUUCCUCUUUGGUGGCGAAGGUCAUUAUUACUAUCGAUAUAAGCUUUGGAUAUCUACUCGACCCCCUGGUGGGGCCUUCAAUCCUCCUUUCCCAUCCUCUUCUUUGCCUAUGAUGCAUCCACCAAAUCCUAUGAUGAGUCCGUCACCCUUAACCCCUCCAUAUAAUGCCUCCAAUGCUUCUGCUGCAAUGUUGGGUCCAUCCCAUUUGCAUCGACCCCCUUUUCCACCAUUUUAUGAUCAGCAUCACUCUCAGCCUUUUGGCCGAGCAGAUUAUGAUCAUUCAUAUGGAUCUUUCAAAGGUCUAUCUAGGCCUCUUCCAUCAGAUGUAGAGAUUGAGCUGGGUAAUGUUAUAAAUAAUCUUACUGGUACGAAAGAGUCAAUUAAAGGUGCCAAGAGUUGGUUUAUGCAGAGAUCUCCAUUUGUACCUGCUUUGGCUGAGGCACUCAGAGACAGGGUGUUUUCUAUAGAUGAUUCAGAGAGGCAAUUGCAUGUAGUCUAUCUCGCCAAUGACAUCUUAUUUGAUAGCUUGCAGCGACGAAUCAAUCCUCUUGAGCUUGACAAUGAAGCACUUGCUUUUAAGCCCGUUUUGGGUCCCAUGCUUGCGAGGAUAUACCACAACCCACAAAACAAGGAAGAGAAUCAAUCUCGGCUUCAAAAAAUUCUACAGUUUUGGGGUACGAAGGAAGUUUAUGAUCAGGAUACUAUUUGUGCACUUGAAAAUGAGAUGAUGGGUGGGCAACCUGCAAAUUUUUCUGUUCCUUCAAAAGAAUUAAUCACUGCAGAUAAUUCUGCUGCUGCAGGAUUAAUGCACCAGGCAGCAAAUCAGAGUACUAUACAGUGGAGGCCUGACCAGCAAAGUUUAGCACAUUUAGCCGAUCCAGGCAAACAAGUUCCUCCUAUAUCACCUGUGGCACCACAGCAGUUUCAUCCUGGUGCUGUUCCGCCUACAGGAUUUCCUGGGUUACUGCCUGUACCAUCUUCUGUUCCACCAGCAAACCUACAGACAGCAGGUCAUCUGACGCCAGCAUCAACUGCAAAUGUAGGUGAAAAACUACCUCCUUACCCCUUGUUCCCUCCUGGUCUUAUUCCUGGUAUGGUCAGGAAGAUGCAGAUCGGUAGUGGGGUGCCUUACUCUCCCAUGAGCCCCUUGGAUAUCCCCACCGUCAUACCACCCUCCACUGUGUCAGAAUCUGAAAUUCUCGAAAGGGUGUCUAAAUUUUUUUUAGAGAUUGGUGAAGUUAAUCCAUCAGAAGGACCUAUUAAACAAUCUGAUUCAACCAACAAUUAUGAUGACUAUGAUAGACACUCUCCUGUCCGGAAGGGAGGGGCUUGCAUUCCCCCACCUCCGAACCUUCAAGUUGACCCGGAAACUGGAACUUAUGAUGAUGGAAGUGUACCAGAGAAACCUGGAUCGAAUGGCUCAGGACGAUUAGGACUUGGAGCCACAGCUAAUCCAAAUGAACCAAAUCAAUAUGAUGAUGUUUACACUUCUUACAGGAAAGAUAGAAGCACCAAUUAUCAUAUUCAUACAUCAAUGAGUGCAAGAACUGCUGCGAGGUGAUUUAGGCAAUAAUGUUAAGACUAAUCCUUUUCCCUUUGAGCUGCGGUUGAAUGGACUAAGAUCUUAUUUGUCAAUUUUGUGUUGUAAAUUGAGAUGAAUAUCUUUUUCCUUCCUGGAGCCGAGGGUCUAUUGGAAACAAUCUAUCUACCUCUAAGGUAGAGGUAAAGUCUACGCAUGCUCUACCCUCCCCUGUCCUCACUUUGCAGGACGACAAAGGGUAUGUUAUUGUUGUAGUAUAUUGACAUUCCUGUGUAAUUAUUAUAUGUUCAUGUUCGGUUGAA